This is a messenger RNA of Anopheles gambiae (African malaria mosquito), 3831 nucleotides long. RefSeq names its product dystrobrevin-1 (gene dah). Gene Ontology annotation, biological process: synaptic signaling. The transcript is spliced from 6 exons. Gene Ontology annotation, cellular component: plasma membrane. The record is from RefSeq and is a predicted model, not a curated record. The coding region runs from base 1727 to 3712 and encodes 661 amino acids. Lineage: Eukaryota; Metazoa; Arthropoda; Insecta; Diptera; Culicidae. Gene Ontology annotation, molecular function: zinc ion binding.
GUCAUGCCAUCUCUUUCGCGCAUGUGGACGCAUGUUAUAUGUAAACAUACUCGUUGGUUGAUGUAAAUCUGGAGUGCAGAAUUUUGUUGAUAAUUUGCAUCGAAAUCGACUGUAGUUUAGUGUAAAUGUUGCUAAUAUUAAUGGGUAAGGACCGUAGGUUUGGCGUGCAACGCAUAUAAUCGUCGUUCAAAGAGGCUGCACGCCCGCGGCAGCGCGAAAAUGUGACCAGGCAAAACAUCCGGCGUCGGAUAAACAAAAUGAGCUGCUGUGCUGCUGUAGGAGAUGAUUUGCAAGAGGGCAAACAACUAUACAUCGGCAUCGAUAAAGGUGUAGCAACAUAAAACGGCAUUGCGACACUACCGUAGAAUGUUUUUGUGGAAUGACGAUCUGGGAUGGUUAACUGUGGGCAUCAGUGCUCGCAUGUUCUCAAACCCUCAUGCACUGAUAUGCACAUCAAGGGAAAGCAGCUAGUUAACGAUCAAGUAACGAUCAGCUUCGGAACCAUCAAACGGUAUAGCACGCGAAUGGCCUCGUCAGAUGGGGCACGGAAAAAAAUACAUUAAUAAAAGGAUCGUUAAAAGGUUAAGGGCGAGGGCUUCGCCCAAUUCCCUCAGCGUCAAGGUCGACAGCAAAUGAAUACUGUACAUAAAAGGCCAUCACCAGAUCAGCAGAUUCAACAGCGUAACAUGUACGAGGAAACUGAGGCAACGGAGCGAAGAUGUAAAUAUGGCACAUAAACAUGAAAUGAAGGAGCCCGGGGGGUUAAAGAGGAGGAGUGGUGAAGUGUAUUUAUUUUUGUGGCCAUUAAAUUUUGUAAAACACUCGCAGACCAGCGCGAACUUUUUCGCUGGCGAUCUACUUGAAUCCUCAAAAAUCCACACAACGCCUUUCAAAAAACCUCGCCAGAGUUCGAAAAAUCCUCGCUUUUGGAGCGCUGGUGAGCUCGCAAAAACCGGGUUUUUGCCCUGACAUGUUUCGUUUACUUCCCGGGUUUGUUACUUGCUAGUCUCGGGUAAACGAACGCAACUUCUUGGAAUUGGUGAUAAAUACAGAUUGAUCGGCGGGUUGAUAAUUUAAAAUCGACCAAAAACGAUCCAUUUUUAAAAAGAAAAGGUGGAAAUUAUUCCUUUUUACGAUUGAGGAUAAGGUGAACACGGCUAUUUUUAAUAGCAUGGUUUAAACGUGCCGGUUAUUGAUGCCUUUUUUAUGACCGUUUUUGAGAACAAUAAAAGUAUGCAUUUUAUUUAAUGCACUCCAUUUUUUUUUCUUGGUUAUCAAAAUGUGGUUAUCACAUUUUCUACAACAAGAAUGGACACAUUUCGAUGGGUUGUAAAAGGGAUGGGCGUUGUAAAGUGAAUGUAACACUGUAUGUAACCCACGCAUAAACAAAACUGAACAAAGGACGGUUCCGGGAACGACUACCAGAGAGCGCUUCCGAAGCGUGUACGCGAGCAGAUUUGUUUGAAAUCUCGAGCCCAAACGGAAAAGUGAUUUUGUUUUGACCGGAGCUGACAGUUGGAAAGCAAAGCUAGGGAAGCGGCGUCUCGGGAGGUUUCCGCAACGAUUUCCCAAUCGUAGGUGUUUGACGAGGUUUAAGGAAGAAAAGCCGAACUAAAAAGCGCAAAACACUUAUUUGUUGUUCCCGAUACCAGAAAGAAAAUAAAAAAAAUUGUGUUUUCCGUGUGUGUGCCGAAAGAAAGUUAAUGCCCAGUGUAGCAGAAGCAACAUGAUGUACGAUCAGCAGAUCGACGAGAGAGGCUACCUGGUGUACCGGAACCGGUACAACGGCAAGACGGAGCAGGACAACCCGAACCUGCUGUUCAUUUUACUGACAAUCAACGAAAAGUAUGCUGGCGCCCGCUACAGCACGUACCGUUGCGCUGGGAAGCUACACGCCCUCCAGAAAGCCCUGCACACAUCGUACAUUCCGUUCGAGAUGGUGCAUUCGAUCCUGAACCGCCACCAGCUGAACCUGAUCGACAGUGCGCCGUCGAUCAAGCCGGGCCAGCUGGCGAGCGUGGUGCACGACGUUUACUUUGCGGCCGCCCGGAUGGGCUACUUCGAUGAGCUGCCGGCCCGCCCAAACCUGGACGCUGCCAGCGCCCUGCUGGCCGGCUUCCUCUGGGCCGUGUUCGACCCGAAGCGCACCACGCCCGUGUCGGUGCUCGAGUUGCGGCAAGCGUUUCUGCUGCUGUGCGAUCACGCCACCCACGGCCAGCUGGUGUGGGAGCACUUCCGGCUGACCAGCGACCACAACCUGUGCGUGUCGCGCCACCGGUUCGAGGCGAUGCUGACCGUCCUGUCCAAGGUGCUGACGUUUCUCGGCGAGCCGGACCACCUACGGCCGUCGAUGGUGCAGCAAAUCACCGGCGAAUGUUUCGCCAAUUACCCUGGGCUGGUCGGGCUGACCGAGUACCAGUUCUGCUGCCUGUGGAAGCUCUCCUCGCUCUUCUCGUACUACGCGAACGUGGUCACGCUCUGCAAGCGGCUACACGACACGGAACACAUCACCCACGGCAUGCCGUGCUACGGUUGCCGGGCCCCGAUCCGGGGCCUGCGCUUCAAGUGCCAGCGCUGCCGGCACGUGUCCCUCUGUCUCGAUUGCUUCACCGCCGGCUACAGCAGCAAGCGGCACAGCAUGGCGCACAAGAUGUACGAAAUCAGUGCCGGCGAGGGCGAGACCGGUUCGCGCUGCACCGCCUGGGCAGACAAGGUGUGGCGCUGGUUGCGGGUGACGGCGACGGGAGGGGCCAGUGGGGCCUCUACUGGCAGCCGUGCGGCGGUGGCCGGCGGUGGCAACGAUGGCCUGCCCAGUGCGCCCUCGACGUACGAGAAUCUGGAAGCGAAGCUGAUCGACACGAAGGCGGUCGAUCUGGGACAGAGCGAGGAAGCGCUGGCCGGUGAGCCGGAUGCGGGCGGCGAGCGGCGCGGUACGGCGCAGCGCCGCGAGUCGAUCAUUAGCAGCACGCUCAAGCGCAAUAUGAGCCUGUUCAGCAGCGUGGAGUACGGGGCAUUUAACAAUACGCAGCAGAAGAAUGUGCUGGCACGGCUAGCGGCCACGCUGGAGACGCUCGAGGAGCGGCACGAAGCGACCCGUACCCGGCUGGCCAAACGAGGGGAGGAGGGCGGUUCGCCGACGGCCGAUGAACUGCGCGCCCUGUUCGAGCAGUACGUGGCACAGGUGGCGGAGGGUUUGGCGCAGCUCAAGGAUGUCGGGGCGCAGCUAGGGCAAGGACUUCCCCAGUGCUCUAGCACACCGUACCGCCAGGCAGCGUCACUAACAGCCAAUUGUUCCAGUGAAGUGGAGAGAGAAAAAUCGAUGGGACGCUCGCGGAUAAUGGAAAAGACGGAACUGUCCGUGCGGGACAUCAGCACCUGGUUCCACAUCGAGCUCGACCGUGCCCAGGCCGGCGAAACGGACGCGAAAGAACCCCUGUCGGGCGAGCGGCCGCUGCCACCAAAGCGGGACGAGCUGUCCUGCCGCAUCGAUCGGCUCAAGAUGGACACGCAGAUGGCCAACUUCCGGGACCUGCUGCUGAAGGUGCGCGAAAUCGUGGACGACUCGUACAGCGACAACACCGAGCUGGCCCGUUCGACGCAGCAGAUCGAGAAGGCGCUCGACCGCAUCAUCGCCGAGGAGGAGCAGAAACGGGCCCAGCAGUCGCCGCCGUCACCACCGUCAUCAGCGCUGUCCUUGCUUCCGGUCGUCUAAAAAAGAAAAACUCACCCACGCACAGACACACAAACACACAAGAGGUCACAUUAGUUAAGUGAAAAGAGAACUAUUUUGUUUUAAUCGAUUUGUGAAUAAACUUUUAUCCUCUGACGGCA